Molecule: messenger RNA, 198 nt
Organism: Clunio marinus
Lineage: Eukaryota; Metazoa; Arthropoda; Insecta; Diptera; Chironomidae
Source: the annotation of a GenBank genome assembly
AUGUCCAAAGGGAAAUUCAAAACGUUGACUUUGAAUGAAGUUGAUGAAAACUCUAAAAGGAAUAAACACAAACGAGUUGAACAAAUUGUUUUAAGACCAUUUUGGCCAGAGACCCUUGGAAGCUUUGGUUCACUUUUUUUCCACCAAAUUAUCAUGUCAUUCGCGCUCGCAGGGAUUCAAUUUGAAGUGAAAACUUAA